Messenger RNA from Nothobranchius furzeri (turquoise killifish), 4613 nucleotides. Its product is annotated as homeobox-containing protein 1. Lineage: Eukaryota; Metazoa; Chordata; Actinopteri; Cyprinodontiformes; Nothobranchiidae. The record is from RefSeq and is a predicted model, not a curated record. Gene Ontology annotation, molecular function: double-stranded telomeric DNA binding. Gene Ontology annotation, cellular component: nucleus. Gene Ontology annotation, biological process: positive regulation of DNA-templated transcription.
UGAGUGACUAUCUUAUUAUAACUAAAUCAUAAUUAUGGGAUUACCAUCUCAUUAUUAUGAAAUAGCUAAGUCACAAUAAUGAGAUAGAGAUUAUUUAAUUUUAAUCAGAGUGGCAGAAACGGGCUUCCAUACCACCAGCACAUACAGGGUCGCAAAUUGAGACCGACUUUUGUAAUAUUUUGCAUUUUCUGCAACAUGACCCUGCAUCAUUUGCCUUGAACUCGUUAGUGGACCUUCUGUCUUUGGACUACGGAGUGGUUUUCUGGACAGAGGUGAGGUGGACCGCUGAACUCCAAAUAGUUUGAAGUAUCCCUGGUCCGUUCAGUUGACUGCAGCGGUCUUUCCCGGGAACGGGAGGUAAGAGAGUGGCUUCCGUGGUGGGACAAUCUCGGAGCUGGCCUUUAGCUACGUUAGCUAGCUAGGAAGCUAAGUCGUUAGGAUUGGAUGUUUUCACGCUGCGACGCGUUUGCUGGCAGUCAAGCUGAACCGCGGAAAUGCUCAUUAAUAUCAGGUCGUUUGGAAUACCGCUGUUGUCACACUUUAACCGCGAAGUCUGAGUUUUAAUCAGGUAGUUAGCCGAGAGAGAGCAGGGUCAAGUUAGCCAAACAUGUUAGUACUGUUUCCGUUUUCCUUCAAAAUAAAAGCACGGCGCAUGGCUAAUUAAAACGAACUCUUAAAACAUUCAUUAUUUGGAAGUAUCGUUCAAUGUAAUUGUAACUUUCAUCUCGAAAAUAUUAUUUUUAAUCCACAUCCUCACAGGAAAUUAUCUUCACUAUGGAUAUUUAUGUAUGACUUUUAGUUUUCGAUCACGGGAUGCCACGACGCAUGUUUAUUUUGCAAAGUGCACGCGUUAUUUCCGUUUUAUUAAAUCUCGGACUGUUUCUCAAGACCGCAACUAUCGAUGGGAGUUUAGUUUUAUUUAUUUAUUAUCUGCUUAAGGGAACCGACCAGAGGUCACCUCGGUAACACAGCCUUCUAUGCGAGUCAUCUGCCGCUGAUGGGUUGUCAGGCAGCAUGCUAAAAGGGACCGCUUAACCGUCCGCAGCACACUGCGGCGAGCCUCCCGUCCGACUCCGUAGGGUCCAGCCGAGCUGAGCCAUGCGACAGUGGUGCGUCCCCACUGCGACCCCGCGGGCUGAGCCACUCCCGGGACGCCCGUCCAUGUCGCCCCCUCCGUCAGAGAUAAAUAUAGCCACAUCUGCCUGAUGACACUUGGUGAGGUCUUAUUUGAUCCUACAAUGAAGUGCUGCGAAGUGGAGCCCCGCUACACCAUCGAGCAGAUCGACCUUCUGCAGCGGCUGCGUCUCUCUGGCAUGACCAAACCGCAGAUCAUCCAUGCUUUGGAGUCCCUGGAGAGGCUGGACCCGGAUCAUCGCCCGCCCCCCUGUGACUCUCACGCUGCCACUUCCAACACCGCCACUGCCACGACCGCGCCAGCCCCAUCGUCGUCCUCGUCGUCAGCAUCCUCACUCUCGUUGGCCUCGGCCACCACGCAGACCUCUGGCCUGGACUGCGCCACGCUGUCUCCCAGUAACAGCUACGAGGCUUCGCCCCCGCCGCUUUACCCUCCCAGCGCUGUGGUUCAGCGGUCGUUCAGCUACGACAUGAUGGGGGAGGACGACUGGGACCUGGAAGAAAAAGUGGAGGAGUACAUGAGAAGAGACAGCAACCUGGUGAAGGAGGAGAUCAAAACUUUUCUGAACAAUCGCAGGAUCUCUCAGGCAAUCGUAGGCCAAGUCACAGGCAUCAGCCAGAGCUACAUCUCCCAGUGGUUGCUGCAGCAGGGCCUGGAAAUGAGCGACUCCAAACGCAGAGCCUUCUACCGCUGGUACCUGCUGGAGAGGAACAACCCAGGGCUGAGAUUGAGUGAAAGCCAGCACAGCGUGAGUCCCGUGUCCAGAGCCAGGGGAGGGGACAGAGACUGGAUGGUAGCAGGGGCAAGUGGCUGCUUCCCUAGCAUCUUCCCCAGCACCAACCACAACCCAUCGUUGAGCAGGCAGAGAGAGCUUCUGAUGCGCUUGCUGCCGUGGUACACAGCUGCCGCUGCCGCCGCAGCUGCCCAGGCCCAGCCAGGUGCGACUUUAUCCAUGCGCUCUUUAGUGAAGGAGGAGCCUGACUGGAGGGCGGGGCUCAUGGCGUGUGACAGAGCAGGGAUAGUGGGCGGGCCUCUGAGGCUACGCAGAGGAAGCAGGUUCACCUGGAGGAAGGAAUGCCAGUCCAUCAUGGAGAGUUUCUUCAUGGAGAAUCAGUACCCAGAUGAGGCAAAGAGGGAGGAGAUUGCCAAUGCCUGUAACUCUGUCAUCCAGAAGCCAGGCUGCAAACUGUCAGAGUUUGAACGUGUAACAGCGCUGAAGGUGUACAACUGGUUUGCCAACCGCCGGAAGGAAAUGAAAAGGAGAGCAAAUAUAGCAGAAGCUGCUAUUCUGGAAAGCCACGGAAUCGAAGUGCCAAGUCCGAGUGGUCACUCCAACGGCGAGGAGGGAGAGAUGCAGGAGUUUGGAGAUCAUGUGAAUCAUCGAUUCUCGGAGCAGGAGGAUGUGUCUUCCCAGAGGGCUGUGGAUCAGCAUGGUUCCUCCCUAUUGUCCCCUGUGGAUGGGGCAGCCCCACCAAGCCCCAGCUCUCAGCGAGUACAGCAAAAGGAUAAUGACUCCAAAAGGGAGCCUGUGGACAAAGAGUGACUUAAGCCAGCAAACCUUACAGUACACAUAUUUGACUUUUAAUCAAAUGAACUAGGGACACCAAUAGACGCCCUCUCUACCCAUGUAGGACCUUUUGGACCUGUGACGCCUCUAACUCCAAAGCAAGAGAGUAUUGACGCUCACUGAGGUGUCUCGGAUGGUAAGGAGGGCACUGUAUUUAUCAACAGUAAUCCUGCUUAUUAAUGGCAAUAUACAGUGUAUGUAUAGGUAUAUAGGGUAUAAGGUAUACACACCAAUAUAUAAAUAUAUAGUGCAUUCCAAGAUGGUAUUAAAAGGCCUAAAUUCCUUAGAGGGAGGAUUAUGUAAAAGGAUACCUCAUCAUUUUAAGCUGAGCUUUUCCUGUUUUCUUUGCUGCGUGCUUUUUUGUCCUUUCAGCGUUUUAAGAGUGUUUAUUUUGGCAUGAAUGUGUUAAUCCUGCAGGUCAGGUGUGACUGGGUGUGGUGUGACAUAUGAUUCAUUGUUUGGCGAGGCAAAAGUUUGCUUGAAUGUUUGUGAGGUGAUUGAUCGAUCGAUCAAUCCACACAUGCUGUUGCCAUCACAUCUGUAAUUCCCUGAGGGACAUCUGGAAUCUCAGGUAACCCCCCUCCCAAAAAAAAAAAGGAGAAAGUCAUGACUGGCACCUGGUUAUUCUUGUGAUGUUAUGUGUACUUUAUGAUAAAUGAUGAUCCGCACUUGUAUAGCGCCUCUCAGAGUCAGGACUCCAAAGCACUUUACACUACAGUGUAUCAUUCAUCCAUUCACACACACAUUCACACCCUGGUGGGGAUGAGCUACGAUGUAGCCACAGCUGCCCUGGGACGCACUGACAGAGGCGAGGCUGCCGAGCACAGGCGCCACCGGUCCCUCCGACCCCCACCAGCAGGCAACGUGGGUUAAGUGUCUUGCCCCAGGGCACAGCAGCAGAAUUCUCUGGUCAGAGCCGGAAUCGAACCUACAACCUUCUGAUUACUGGACAACCCGCUCAGCCUGUUGAGCUACUGCUGGUCUUUAUUUGAUUCGUGUUUAACAAACACCAAACGUAAGACUUUUAUUUUGUAGGCAAACAUGCCCUAAAAGAAGCCAUCAGUUACCUUUAAGUUGCUCAUUUUUACGUCCCUUACCCGAUGAAACUCGACUUUUUAGAAAAAUAUUCUUUUUCACAUUUUUAUUAAUUUUUUUGGGUAUUUAAAAAAUAUUUUCAAAGAAAAAAAACUGCAGAAUUUCUUCGAACAUCAUCUCACUUACAGCCCGUUGAGCUGAAGCUCACUUCACGUGAAUGUGCUCAAGUGAUGCUCUCUCUAAGUGUAAUCCCUACAGCCCUGAAAACACACACUUCACUGGGUGUUUUUAUUCAAACCUCAUUAGCGGCAUAUAAACGUUUGUCAAACUUUAAACAUGAAUAGCCAGAUUAACCUUUGCAUUACACAGAUCUUGAUAUUUAUUGGCCCACGGCCUCAGGAAUGACCUCCUAAAUGUUCAUAUGAUGAACACAAGUUUUUUUCUCUGUUGUGGCCCAGGUAGGGUGCCUCUGUGUUGCGUCCUAAUGCCAAAGCUAUGCCAAGAAGAGCUGCAGGACAACCUGUGCUAGGGACAGAGUAGAACAGUGACAGUGCUGUGGAUUUACAAUGCAUUAUGUAAAUGUACAACACUAGCCAUCUCUAGCUUACCUCAGAAUAACUGUUAUGAAUAAUGUAGAGGCUGUCUGGCGACACUGACAGCAGCUGGUGUGAUUAUGCUGAUACGGGCAGUGUUACGUAGCAAUCAUAGCAACAGGCGUCGCCCUGAGCUGUCCGUGUAACUCACCUCAGACAGCACUUUAGUCUGGCUUUGGACAGGAUCCCCCAAAGCUGCUGCAGUUUCUUAUUAUCAUGCUCCUCCCUAUCUGCUUUUAUCUGACCAGGGAAACAAUAACAAUAAUAAAUGUGUACACAAUCA